Molecule: messenger RNA, 324 nt
Organism: Austrofundulus limnaeus
Lineage: Eukaryota; Metazoa; Chordata; Actinopteri; Cyprinodontiformes; Rivulidae
Gene: rps29
Product: ribosomal protein S29
Exons: 3
Coding region: 50-220 (56 amino acids)
Biological process (GO): cytoplasmic translation
Cellular component (GO): ribosome; cytosolic small ribosomal subunit
Molecular function (GO): structural constituent of ribosome; zinc ion binding
Source: RefSeq, a predicted model, not a curated record
GCGCGUCCGCCUCUUCCUUCUUUCCGACGCUCGAGUGAAACGAGACAAGAUGGGCCACCAGCAGCUCUACUGGAGUCACCCUAGAAAAUUCGGACAGGGAUCCCGUUCCUGCCGAGUGUGCUCAAACAGACACGGCUUGAUCCGUAAAUACGGACUCAACAUGUGCCGCCAGUGCUUCAGGCAGUACGCCAAAGACAUCGGCUUUGUUAAGCUGGAUUAAAAAUCUUGCGCUGACAUCUUCAGAUGGUGUUGAGGGAUCAUGAGGCUGGCCAAGAUGGAAAACAUUCAACAUUGCUAAUAAAUGUGUUCUUUUUUGUCCAACUA